AUGGCUGAUAGAGAAUGGAUAGUUGUAACCGAUACUGCUGGCCCGGUUGGCUUUUGCCUCUCAAUUAUUUCUAACACCACUCUGCUGUUUUUAAUAUUCUCUAGAAGUUCACCAAUCAAAGGGCCAUACAAGAAAAUGUUGAUCGUAUUGUGUAUCUUCACAGUUUUCUAUUCAUUCGUUGAAAUAAUGCUCCAACCUCUGAUUCAUCUCUAUGAUGACACUCUGUUUUUGAUUCAAAGAAAACGUUUUGAUCUGUCUAAAACGAUUACAAGAUUGAUCCCAACUACUUACUGUUGGUGCUACGCGAUGAGUUUCUGUCUUUUUGCUCUACAAUUCUUAUAUCGAUAUGUGGCAGUGUGCAAACCUCAAUACGUCGGCUACUUUGCUGGCUGCUACUUUUAUUACUGGUUGGCUCUUAUCUUAUCACUUGCUACAAGCUGGGGUUUGACUGCUGCUUUUAUGUUCCCCCAAACGAAUCGAACGACCGAAAGUUUUCUUUAUGUCAUCGAAACUUCUUACGACUUGGAUCCGUAUUGGGCAGAUUAUGUGGCUUAUAAAUAUUUUGACACCGAUGAGAAUCAUGUUCGGCACAUAAAUGUUCUCAGUUUCUUUGGCGUUUUGCAACAUGGUCUUGUAAUAAGUUUGAGCUUUGGCACAUUGUUUUAUUGCGGUGUACAAACGUAUGUGAACAUCAAAAAGCACACAGGAAUGUCCGAAAAAACUCGAAGUCUUCAGCUACAACUUUUCAGAGCUCUUGUUGCUCAGACUUGCCUUCCAAUGUUUAUGAUGUACAUUCCGAUUGGGUUCAUGUUUUCUUGUCCUUAUUUUGAUUUACAACUCGGCGCAGUCACUAAUUAUCAAACUGUUAUGGCUCAACUGUAUCCUGGAAUCGAUCCGUUCGUAGUUCUUUUUCUAAUUGAUGCAUAUAGAAGAACCAUUCUUAAUAGCAUCUGCCCACGAUUUUUGCAUAAGAAGGUUCUUCAUAAAACGAUUUCUCAACCGGACGUGUCCAUGUUUUCAGUUUCUGUCAAACCUUCGAUUUCUUCGAAUGGAUUGACUUCAACCAGUCGGAUGUCCUAG
Molecule: messenger RNA, 1080 nt
Organism: Caenorhabditis briggsae
Lineage: Eukaryota; Metazoa; Nematoda; Chromadorea; Rhabditida; Rhabditidae
Gene: Cbr-str-116
Product: Protein CBR-STR-116
Exons: 7
Coding region: 1-1080 (359 amino acids)
Biological process (GO): olfactory behavior; G protein-coupled receptor signaling pathway
Molecular function (GO): G protein-coupled olfactory receptor activity
Source: RefSeq, a predicted model, not a curated record